Messenger RNA from Adineta ricciae, 201 nucleotides. Lineage: Eukaryota; Metazoa; Rotifera; Eurotatoria; Adinetida; Adinetidae. The record is from the annotation of a GenBank genome assembly.
AUGAGCUCUGGAGAUAACAAUGAGAAAUUAAUCAAAGCAGCUGAAAUUGCUGAAGCCAAAAUUACUGGCAAAGAAACCCCAGCUGAUGAUCCACAUAAGAAGGCCGAUGCAGAAAACAAGGGCCAUCUUUCCGGUGAUCAAACAACGUGCGCGGAAACUCCUGUAGCUACAGUUGGUGCUACACCGGAAACUGCCACAUAA